This is a messenger RNA of Saccostrea echinata, 1938 nucleotides long. RefSeq lists its product as uncharacterized. NCBI's taxonomy places the organism in Eukaryota, Metazoa, Mollusca, Bivalvia, Ostreida, Ostreidae. Bases 111 to 1151 code for a protein of 346 amino acids. The record is from RefSeq and is a predicted model, not a curated record. The transcript has 2 exons.
AUCAUAAAUUAGGGACAGUCUUGACAGACAGAUGAACGCAAAAUACAAAACCUUAAGGACAAGCUUAAAGGAAUAUUCACAUUAACAGGACAAUUAAGUUAGAGAGGACAAUGGUCUUCAAAUACAGAGUCUAUGUGGUACUGUUGUCAUCUUUGUGUAUGGUCUUGUCUCAGUCUUGCCCAAAAGAAUGCAUUUGUAGAUCAAAUGACGUGAAAUGCCCAGCGUCCGUCAACUUCCCCGAGUCUUUUCCUUCCAAUACUGAGAAAAUUGUAUUUGAUGAAAUUACUGCUGUUGAAAUUCCACCAAAUGCCUUUGCACAUCUUCCUAAUCUGACCAGUAUACACUUUAGUCGCUGCAAUUUUGGACAAAUUAGCUCAUGUGCAUUUCCAAGAAAGCAUAAAAAUCUACGAAUUACAUUUGAUUUGGCUGUCAUUGGUGAAGUUAAAGAGGGCGCUUUCAAGGAAUUGGGAGUAACUUCCAUUUCAUUCACGAAAUCCACAGUUACUACGAUAAGGGCCUAUGCUUUCUGGGAUAUUAAAACCGAUUUUAAACUAACAUUCACAAAUACCACGGUGCACAAAAUUGAAUCAUUCGCAUUUUACAAUGUUAGUUCAGAGAAUGACUUAAAAUAUGAAGGUGGAACUGUAAAGUACAUCAUGAAUUCUGCAAUCAAAGACUGUGUAUUUACCACGGUGAAAUUGAAGAGAGUCCUUUUUGAAAAAUUGGAAUGCGACUCAUUUCUCGCCAUCGUGAAAAACAAUCCACAAGUUUCAGACAUCGGAUUUUUGUGCAACUGCGAUACAGAAUGGAUGAAGACAAUCAACCCAGAUCCGUUAUUUGCAAUGAUGCUUGCGACCGGAUCCUGCAGAGGUCCGGUAGAGCUGGAGGGAGCAAGUAUGAAAGACAUUCUUGAAAACAACCGAGUACAAAACUGUCCGGAAGUCAGCAAUGUAGGAAGAACAUGCCAACGUCCUUCACAAGAUAUCCCAGAAUUCACAUGUACAGAAAGGAUUAUCAUGGGCCCAAGUGGACCGGAUGGAUCAGAUAACGGAUCUGGAUCAAAGAAAAAACCACCUGGAGGCCAUGCUAGUUUGACGUAUCCUUGCUGGACUUUGAUUGCAGCUGUUAUAAUCAUAUCCCUUAAUCUUUAAAGAAAAAGCAAGAAAAGCAAUUUUUCUAUCCUUAAUUGCAAUAGUGGAACAGAAAGCCCGAAUGUUGACAGAAUUUAAGAUUACACUUAAUUGUAAUUUCUGAAUUGUCAAACAUGGCACUGAAUUCGUAAGAAAUUAUUGUUUACUUCUAUAGUCUUUGAAAUUUCAACUCUUCUGAGGAUAAAUGGAAAUUAAAUCACAAAACUGUUAAAAUAAGAUUAAAUAAAACAGAUACAUGUAUUUUAAAAACAUAUGGGAAAAAACUAGAUUUUUAUAUUACAUAUACAAUUUUAAUACCAAUGUCAAUGCAUCCUCGCAAGCCAGAGGUUCUGAGUCAACACGUUGCCGUUGGACCCCUGUCAUAUUUCAUUCAAUAUUUGUGGGCUGACUGUAGCGACGUCUUUCGGAAAAAUUACAAAUCUUGAUUGUUUUUUCUUAUCUCUCAACCAAUCAUAUUAAGCCAUUCUAUGAUAAACAACUUGUAACACGUGCAUUUGAGGUUAUCUAACUAUUUAUGAAAGCUUUAAUUUGAUUGGAGCUUCUCAAUGAGAGAAGCAAGCCCACGGAUAUUGAAUGAAAUAUGCCAGGGGUCCAACGACAACAUGUUGACUCAGGACCUCUGACUUGCGAGGAUGAUGUCAAUGUAACAAUAUUAAGAAGUCUUCAGUCUUUUCGUCAUGAAUAAAUUUGUGAUUUCAAAGUUACAUUAUUACUGACUGGAUGACACUAUUGUUCUUCCAUACAUUGACUCCACUGAUUUCUCCAGUAAACAUGUUUAUGCCACAUG